Ostertagia ostertagi is the source of this 402-nucleotide messenger RNA. Lineage: Eukaryota; Metazoa; Nematoda; Chromadorea; Rhabditida; Trichostrongylidae. The record is from the annotation of a GenBank genome assembly.
AUGGCUGUCUUUUUAGAGAUCAAAUUGAGGAAUGGUCAGCGGCUGAAGCAAAUCUUUUCGAAGAUGCGCUUGAAAAGUAUGGGAAAGAUUUCUCAGAUGUACGGGUCGACUUCCUGCCAUGGAAAUCACCACGUGAUAUCGUUGAGUACUAUUACAUGUGGAAAACCACAAAUCGAUAUGUUGAACAAAAAAAGAAGAAAAACGCAGAGCACGAAAGUAAACUCAAGCAGGUCUAUAUUCCUAAUCACGCUAAAACGACUGGUCCUCCAGUGCGAGGAACGGAUCCUUGUGAAGGCUGCAAGGCUGUUGAAAGCAAUAUAUGGCAUGCUUGGGGCCCUGCAAAUUUACAGCUGCGCCUCUGUCAUGAAUGUUGGACAUACUGGAAGAAGUACGGUGGAUUGA